Messenger RNA from Funneliformis geosporum, 2637 nucleotides. Lineage: Eukaryota; Fungi; Glomeromycota; Glomeromycetes; Glomerales; Glomeraceae. The record is from the annotation of a GenBank genome assembly.
AUGGGUGAAGGUGGCGUCUUAGCGGGUGUUAUACCCACAGUGUAUAAUCCUGAAAAUCCUAUACCACUUUUUAUUAUUCAGGUCGUAUUGAUAAUUACUUUUACACGUCUUCUUAAUGUGGCAUUAUCUCGUUUCCGUCAACCUCGUGUUAUUUCCGAAGUCAUUGGUGGGAUUAUUCUUGGUCCUUCAGUAUUUGGUCAAAUUCCUGGUUAUAUGAAUACUAUUUUCCCCGAAGAAUCUAAAGCUAUACUUCAUCUUACGGCAACGUUGGGUUUGGUUUUCUUCCUAUUUAUCAUCGGAGUUGAGAUGAACCCAAAAGCGAUAAUUAAAAAUGCAAGGGCUGCCAUCAGCAUUUCGGCUGGUGGUAUUAUCACAUGUUUCGCUUUGGGAUCUGCCGUAGGUUUCGGAUUAUAUUCUCAAUUCACUGAUAAAACUGCAAAAUUUUCAAGUUUUAUAUUAUUUAUUGGCGUAGCGAUGUCAAUUACUGCUUUCCCCGUCCUUGCUCGUAUUUUAUCAGAACUCCAAUUAAUUCGUUCUCCGGUAGGAAUAGCAGCAUUAACCGCUAGCGUUAAUGACGAUGUGGUCUCGUGGAUUCUAUUGGCAUUGGUCGUUUCUUUGAUUAAUUCGACAAAUAACCUUACGGCUCUCUAUGUUUUUUUGCUCUGCUUUGCCUGGGUUUUGGUGGUUGUCUUUAUUGUUCGUCCAAUAUUACUCAGAUUUAUUGUUAAAACUGGUAGCAAUGAUAAUGGUCCUACCGUUACCAUGAUGGCUAUUACAUUGGGUUCUGUACUCAUUUCUUCUUUCGUGACUAAUAUUAUUGGUGUUCAUGCAAUCUUUGGUGGUUUCAUCAUGGGUGUUAUCAUACCACAUGAAGGCGGAUUCGCUGUUGGAAUCACAGAAAAAAUUGAGGAUUUGGUCAACGUUUUAUUUUUACCUAUCUAUUUUACUCUCUCAGGAUUGAAAACCAAUUUGAGUUUAUUAAAUGAUGGAAAAGUCUGGCUUUGGGUUUUUAUAGUUAUCACAUGUGCAAUGAUGGGUAAGAUUGUUGGAGCCGGUCUCAUGGCAAGAUUUAAUGGAUAUAAAUGGAGGGAAGCUUUGACGAUUGGAGUUUUUAUGAGUUGCAAAGGUCUUGUAGAAUUGAUCGUACUUAACAUCGGAUUUGAUGCUGGAGUUAUUAAUGAUAGGAUCUUCGUUAUUAUGGUUACAAUGGCUAUCUUUACAACAUUCACAACAUCUCCGUUGGCUACUUGGAUUUACUCAAGUGAAUAUCAAAAAGCGAUGGAGAUGAAGAGGAUCGAACAAGAACCAUCAGUUGAUGAAAGAACUCUCACAGUUUCUCGUGAAUCUGCAGAUACUUUGUUCGAUAAGCACAGGAAACUAUUGGUUGUACUGAACAAGGCUGAAUGGUUGCCAGCCAUAAUGACCUUGAUACAAUUGUUACAACCUCCACCUACAUCAACUGUUGGUAGAAAAGAAAAUGAAAGACAAGAAAUUGGUUCAUCCACUUCACCACAAAUCACUUCACCAACCGUAGUAGAGCAAAGUAGUAAUCAAUCAUUUAUCGUCCAUGCGUUGAGAAUUAUUGAACUUACACAACGUCUUUCAACUGUGAUGAAAUUCAAUGAAACCGAAGAAACAACGUUGCAUGAUCCAAUCAUGAACAUAUUCCGUAUGUUCGGUUAUUUGAACUUCGUUUAUAUCAAAGCCAAUCUAUCGGUUGUUCCUAUUCAAUACUUUGCUCAAGAAGUUGCUGAAAAUAUUAAAGAUACAGGUUCCGAUAUGGUUAUCAUACCGUGGAAUGGUGCGGGUGCCAUUAUUGAUGAUCCCGCUAAUCCUAUUGAAGAAAGACUUGGAUAUAGGGAAAAGAAAGACACAAGUCCACAAGUUGCUCAGUUUGUUCAUGGAGUUUUCGAUGAAGUCGAUGUGACUGUCGGCUUUUUAAUUGAUAGAGGACUUGGAGUGGACAUCCCAAGGUCAUAUCAUAGUUCUUCAAAUGGGAUAUCUAUAAAUGUUUAUCUUCCCUACUUUGGAGGAGUUGAUGAUAGAGAAGCUUUAUCGUUUGUCGUUAGAUUAUUAAAUCAUCCGCAUGUUACUGUAACUGUAGAGCGAAUAAGGAAAUCAAAUGAACCUACAGAUAAUGAUACUACGUUAAAGAGGACAGAUUCAUUAGAAAACAAGUUAAAUGUUAAGGAUGAUUUCGAAAGUGUUAUACAACGACCACCUCUUGCACAUCAAAUUUCAACAGCUUCAACGUAUAUUCUUAAUUCAAACUUGGAUCGGCAAAUAUCUGAUGAAGCUGAUGAUUCAUUAUUGUCAGAAUUAUUCAAUGUAAGAACUGGCUUAUUAAUAAACAAUUCCAGGAUUAUUUAUCAAGAAAUUUCUUCUGGGACACCUCUACAAACAGCUGUUGAACAUGGCAAGGGAUUGGUUACAAAGAAAGAUUUGGUAGUAGUAGGUCGUGGACGCCGCGAUGCGAUUGUAAAUCAUCGAGAAGAAUUUAUAGAGGUGUUGAAGAAUUUAGGGAUGAGUUAUGGAAAUAACACAAGGAAAUGUUUAGGUGAUUUAGCUGAAGCUUUUCUUGUUAGUCAAAUUUCAUCUAGUGUGCUGGUUAUACAAGGUAGCAAAAAGAAUAUAUAA